This is a messenger RNA of Anarrhichthys ocellatus (wolf-eel), 1592 nucleotides long. RefSeq names its product proline rich 15 like b (gene prr15lb). The record is from RefSeq and is a predicted model, not a curated record. Bases 155 to 493 code for a protein of 112 amino acids. NCBI's taxonomy places the organism in Eukaryota, Metazoa, Chordata, Actinopteri, Perciformes, Anarhichadidae. The transcript has 2 exons.
CUGUGCACGAUCACCUGAGGAGGAGAAGAAAAAUAAUAUAAAACCGAGCAGAAGUGAAGAUUCGUAAGCAUGGCGGGACAGCUUCAGGUCUGAGAGAAUCUCCUUCAGCCAGCUCGUCAUCAAGAAGGUCAGUCCUCCAGUCUCUGUUGGUGCCAUGGCUGAUUCAAGCUGGUGGAAGCUGACCUUCUCCCGCAAGAAGACAUCUGAAUCCAAAGUCCUGUAUGAGAUCCCCGCUGAGUACGGCAGUAACACCGGAAACAAAGAGCACGUCUCGAGUGGUAACCCUUCUCCGGACCACAUGGACAGCCAGUUCAAUGCCCGGCUGGAGAAGAUUGUGGAUAAAUCUGCCACCAAGGGCCGCCAGGUCAAAGUGUCCAACUCUGGACGCUUCAAGGAAAAGAAGAAGGUCCGCGCAACGCUGGUCGAGAACCCGAAUCUGUUCGCAGAGCACAACCUCAGUGAUGAGAACCAUAAAAAGAAGACUGACAAAUAGCACAAAGACGUGCACACACUGGAUCACACGUGUGUCGUAUACCAGUGUCACAGAAGCUUAGAUAAAGGAUAAAAUAUACACAAGCACAGCCAUGUGGCGCUACAUGUGCAAGGUGGACACACUUGUUACCAGGAGCCACACCCAGGUAGAUACUGUAAACAAUGGAAACCAGGCAGACACUGUAAACAAUGGACUCACACCUAAACAAACAGCUGGUAUCGGCAAACCAUUAGACAAAGUGCUGGAGACAUUCUGUCUCAUUUUCUCUCUCACACGGUUAUGUAUCUGCCUAAACUCAUGUAAACAUACUUAUGAAUGAACAGUAACGUUAUUGUAAAUUGACUUAUUAUUUUUAUUAUUAAGGAUGCAGAUUUUUGGAAUUUAAAUCUCCUUUUUUAUGAUACACAAGAAGAAUAAACGUGUGUUCAGUGCAACCAAAGCAAAGUCAAUUUUUAUUACAUUUUUAUGACCAAAUAGAGACUUGAUUUUGAUGUCUGAAAUAUUGUGAAAAGAUAUAGGUUUAUAUAAACCUAAAGCAAAAUAAAUGUAUUUUGUUUUUAAUAAAUGUAACAAGAUGAGUAAAUAUAGAAAGAGUACUUUUUAUUUGUGUGCUGGUUUUGGUGCCAUGUAAUGAUGAGCGGACACUUGAUAUGACAUUUGAUAUGUAGUGCUGUGCUUCUAUUUUUUGUAAUAUGGCAUCCCUUACAUCAGAUCACACAAUGAGUCAGGUCAUUAAAGAUUAAUCCACUAAUCAGCUGUAGGGCAGGACUGGCCAAACUUUUAUUAUUGUGGGUCAUAUACAAAAAAAUAUAAACAAUAAAUGUGUAGUUUUCAACCAGUUACACUGCAAGAGUCUGUUUCUGUAUCAGAAAGCCCGUGUUAAAGAAAAUCAAUUUUCUAUUGAAAUAAAUAAACACUACUAAACUGUCAUAAACUACUAAACAUUAGUUGUUUACUGGUGUGAAAUUGCCAAAUAUUGGUUUGUGUUCAUGGCCUAAAGGACCACUUCAUAUAUUAUAAUGCAAAUACAAAUCUGUCUAAUAAGAUUUAGCAAACGGAACAGGCAGCAAUGGUAAAAUAUUAGUUUGUGCCGAGAGGU